UCGUUUAUUGUUUGUCCGGUUGAAUAAGUGUCUCAUAGUGGUUUUUUUACCAUUACGAGUUUUAUUUGUGAUAAAAUGAUGAAAAUGCUGAUAAUUUUCUGAUUGCCCGUUUUAAAUUUGUGGAGAAUAAUAUAAAUUGGUCUAUUGGUGAAAGAAUAUAAACGAAAUUUGCAUCAGCCAUCAGCUCCAUACAAUAAUAGCAGAAUGCCAUCAACACAUCUCAACCUAAGAGAGGAUGAUGUAGUUCGCUUGGCUUUGGAAUUUCUUCAUAAUAGAGACUUACAUAUUACACAAUUAUCCUUAGAAAGAGAAACUGGUGUUAUUAAUGGCAACUAUGCAGAUGAUGUACUGUUUUUACGACAACUUAUUUUGGAUGGGCAAUGGGAUGAUGUACUGGAAUUUAUACAGCCACUCAGUACCUUAAAAGCAUUUGAACUAGAUAAAUUCAAUUACGCCAUUCUGCGUCACAAAUACAUAGAGCUCCUUUGUAUAAGAUCUGAAAUUAAAGCUUACAAUAAUGUAGAAAAUAUUGUAGAUGAAGUAGUGAAAGUUUUAAGUGAUUUAGAGAAAAUUGCUCCUUCCAAAGAAGAGUACUCAAAUUUAUGUCUAUUGCUGACUCUACCCAGUAUUACAGACCAUGCACAAUUUAAAAAAUGGAAUCCAAGCAAUGCUAGAGUUCAAUGCUUCAGAGAAGUGUAUCCGCUUGUUGAAAAUUUCCUACCCUGCGAUAAAAAGUCAAGUGGCGUAGUAGCAAAAUCUGCCAAGAAUGAUAGAUUAAUGCAGUUGCUAAUAAAAGGCAUUUUAUAUGAGUCAUGCGUAAACUAUUGUCAAGCUAAAGCUACGGGUUCAAAGGAAGCUCAGUGUAAUGAUGUCCAAUUUUCGCGACUGUUAGAUGGUUCAGGUUUUGAUGAAUCAGAUCUAAGUCUGUUAUCUUGGCUUCAAUCAAUACCCGCUGAGACAUUUAGUGUCCCUUUUGAACAAAGGAUGUUAGAUGUUGAUGUUGAAAAGUUAGAGCGCCCAUCUUUGCACACAUCCUGGACUGAACACAUGCUAGUUACCCCAAUUAAACCUCGCACUUUUCCCCACUUAGCAAUGCCAUUCAGGCGACCUAGAUCAGCUGCUGAUGCAAUGACAAGAUCUUUGAGACCAUUGCCAGAUGGAGCUCCACGACACCCUGCUCUCAUGGCUUUGUCUGCUAUAGACUAUGGCCCAUCUUCAUCUUAUUUUGCUGGUUUUCAUCUCACUGGCAUAAAAGGAAACAAAUUAAUGAACACAUCAGUGGAUCGGCUUUUUGAUAAUAAAAAUAAUGAAAGUAUUUACAAUGGCCUCAAUGAGUCUUUGAAACCAAUUGAUGAACAAUUGAAGCCAAUUGGAGAGUCAAAAACAAAUGAAAGUAGCAUUGGUGCAUCGACAGCCACAACGCCUGAGCAUAGAGGACAGGAUUAUUCUGUAUCUACGUCUAUUUCAACAACUGCCCCACCACCAGAGCGUUUGACCCAAACUGAACGAAUGCAACAAACCCAAAUUGCUGCACCAGUUGAUGGGGAUUUUAGACGUGAACUGUUGAAAGAGUAUCAAAUACAAAAGCAACGAGAAUGUGAUGAUUAUCUCCGAAAUCUGUGCUCUUCAGAGAUUAGACAGAACCCUGUGGAAGAAAAUGAAUCUGCUUCAGUACUUCCCGUAACUGUUAAAUUCAGUCCAAAACCAGUGCCUGAUGUGAAGCAAAAAAUGAACGACCAAGUACAUAUUAGGCAAAAUGAGAUGACCGAUACAAUGGAUGCGCAAGAUCCUAUGAACGUGCAGAACAGAAAUGGCGGCCUUCAAUCUGCUCCAUUGUCCGCACCAAACGCCGUGCCUGAAAGUAAUGGAUCGAGACCAAUGUUCAAGCCUGUCACGGUGUUGGAGGAUCUUCAAGCGGUGAGGUGUGCCGAGUUCCAUCCAAACGGAAAGCUCUACGCGGUCGGAUCUAAUACGAAAACCCUGAGGAUAUGCACAUACCCAAAGAUUGAUGAUGUCAAGGAUACAAUUACUCCGUCAGCGCCGCAGGUUUUAUUAAAGAGGACGAAACAUCACAAAGGCAGCAUCUACUGCCUCGCUUGGAGUCCAGCUGGAGAUCUACUAGCGACCGGAUCGAACGAUAAAACAGUAAAGUUGAUGAGAUUUAACAGCAAUAACUGCAAUCUGGAAGGACAAGAAGUUGAACUAACGAUGCACGAUGGCACAGUUCGCGACGUCUGCUUCAUAGAAGAUACCUCGAACAAAACCAGUCUUCUUGUGAGCGGUGGUGCCGGCGAUUGUAAGAUCUAUGUUACUGACUGUGCUACAGGAAAACCAUUCCAGGCACUCAGUGGUCAUUCGGGACAUGUACUCUCUCUGUAUAACUGGGGAGGUGCAAUGUUCGUAUCGGGCAGUCAGGAUAAGACUGUCAGAUUCUGGGAUCUACGUACAGGUGGCUGCGUCAACGUAAUAUCACCACCGAUGGGACACCCUGGCAAAGGUUCCGCUGUAGCAUCCCUAGCAGUGGAUCCAAGUGGCAGGCUCCUAGUGUGCGGUCACGACGAUGGCUCGUGCGCAUUGCACGAUGUACGUGGCUCGCGUUCCCUACAACGUUUCACUCCUCACUCGAGUGAUGUCAGAAGUGUACGUUUUUCACCUGGCGCGUAUUAUCUCCUCACUGCGGGAUAUGAUGGCCGAGUUGUGCUUACAGACUUACAGGGUGACCUUACCUGUGCGCUGUCGAGCGUCCCCAUAGCGCGCCACCCGGAUAAGGUGAUAUCAGCAAGAUGGCACCCAGAUGACUUCUCAUUCCUCUCGACGUCUGCCGAUAAGACUGCAGUACUAUGGACUAUACCACCCAUAUAAACCUCGGUAUCGAAACAGCCAAUUUCUAUAAUGUACAUUUUAUAAGUCCCGGCGCGUAACUUGGUAAGAUCGCGACUGAAUUUCGCGCAGUACCACUUCUUUACAAAUUGUUCUCCGGGAAUUAUAUAGUAGUAGUGGAACAAAUUUUAAAUUUUAACACACAAAAUUGGCGUAUUAUUGACUCGGAACGUUUUAAAAAUUUAUAUAUUAAAAUUAAAAAGUGACUAUCGAAAUUGUCUAAUAAAUAAAAUGAUUCCGUUUUAAAUGUUUACAGUAUUUAUCACGAAUUAUUUUGUUUUUACAUUUUAUAUGACAUCAAUGGCAAUAUUUGCGAUUUUUAUAACAACAUUUUCAAUCUCAUAGUAAAAAGUUUAAGUAUUUUAACAAUUAAGUUUAAUUUAAUGAUGCUUUAAUUACGGCCUGUUGUGAUUUAUGAUGAAUGAUUUUAUCGAUCUGAGUGCACAAAUAAGUCGCAAAGACUCUUUAGUUAAGUUUAUGUUAUUAACUUAUUCACUUUGAAUUAAGAUAAUUUUUGGUUUAACCCUACUAAGCCGUGAAGCCUUAACUCAUACGGGGACACAUCGUGUUGUUAGAAUGCUGUCAAGUGACUUAAAAUACAAUUUAGCCCCAAAAUUUAAUAUUACUCGAAUUGGACGCUAUUUUAAUCGUCGAUUUAAAUAUGCUUGCUUUAAUAUCGUUAGAUUAUGUUUUAUUUUAUUUAAUGCCUAAUAAUUUUAAGAUUAUGUGUAUACGACAUUGGUAUUUUUCGUCAUCAAUCAAAAAUGCCUAAUGAAGCGUUUUAAUUUAUUUGUUAUUGGAAUUCAAUUGGGUUAUUGUGUGUAUUAUUAAAUGUAACGGCUCAAAAAAGAUAUUUUAAUGUUUAAUUUAUAUGUUACUUUUGUCCGAACAUUAGUUUUAAGAUUUUAAAGUCAUCAUAUAAUUCCAAUGUGGUCGCUUAUAGACGCAUCGUUAAAAACUAAAUCAGAUUACCUGUUUUAAAUGAGGGUAUAUCUUUUCGUCACAGCGUAAUCCCAAUUAAGAGGAGACGAAUAGGUGCGCAGUUGAAACAGAGCAAUCGAGUGAUUUAGAUUUAAUGGCAGCGAGCUCAUUGAAAUAUAACGAACAAACAUGUAUGUGCUUUUAUUAAACUUAUUAAAAGCUCUUUUUGCUUUGUGAAUAUGUGUAUUUGACUGACUAUUUUGACAAUUAUCUUUAUACGUAAAUAUCUUAUUUGUUCAGUUACCACAGCGUUGUAACAUUUAUACAAACUUUUAACACAUGUUAUAUGAUAUUUUAACGAACUCAUAAUAAGCGGAAAUUUGUAAGUAGUCAAACGAAAUAGAUUGGGAAGCCGUCUCUAAUGUACGGCUUAUUUCAACUGUUUGUUUCAAACGUAUAUUCGCUUUAUAAACCUCCACUAAAUACGGCACGAUGUCUUUUCAUGUAAAAUGUUAACAAAUACUAUUAGCGCGGUUAGUUAGGUUGUUUAGAUUUUAGAUGUUAACAGAAUGCCAAAACAGAAAUUAUUUCCCAACACACCCAAAUUUCGUAUGCUGAACAAAAUCUUAAGGAAGAUUAAAAAUAGCAAGAGAAUGUCGUUAUUAAGAUUUGGGAAAGAAUUCGCGAACUAACGAUGAAAAUUUAUUGACAAAAAGAAGGUUGUCCCUAAUCUUUAAUUGUAUUUCAACGAGAACACUUUAGUUCAGAGUGUUGCUACAUCACCUUUGGAACUUACGAAAACUAUAGCGUAUAAAUGACAAUGUACGUAAAUAUAUGAAGAAGAAACGACUUCAUUAUGACGAAGCAAGACCAGCGGAUAUAUUUCUAAAGGUAUAUAAAUUCAUUGAAUCAAUUAGUUUGUUGGCUUCAGCCGUUUAAUUUCGACUUUAGUCUUUUUAAAGGUUUCUUUCGGUAUUGGCAAAUCAAAAUAACUGCUAAUUAUAACGCGUUUAGGCAGACUUUUUAUACUGCCAAUACGCCAUUCCUUAACGAAUCCAAAGGCUAUUUUCAUAGUAAAUAAUGAAGAUGGAUAUGAGUAAAGAUAUAGUGGCCCUUGUUAAUUAUUUUUUCUUUAUUCUCGUCUGCCUUCUAUCCAUGGCCCUCUGACAAAGCUCCAGAUGUUUUCUAUGGAGUACGGUGAGUGCCAUGAUUCACAUCCAUAAUGACUGGAAGGAUGCAAGUGUUGAACGCUUUUGUUUUUGUCCAUAUGCAUCACUCAAUAGACGUCAUUUGUUAUAGUAACCAGCACUUCCUCGUUGCACUAAUAUUACUUCUGUUAUUUUCCUUAGCGGUUCGUUCGAAGAAAAUGUCCUAGUUGGCAGUUUUUAAUAGUUUUCUUUUGGUCUAUUAUAGCUGAUUAUGGAAAAUAGAAGGCGUUUACAUUUCGCAACUUUGCAUUUUGAAGUUGUUAAAACAAAAAAGCCACGAUACCUCUCCGAUAAGUUUUUUUAACAUAUCCGACCAGGUCUGCCUUGCAACAUAUGAUGAGCAUUGUCAUUGUUUAUAAGACAGCGGCUUUCAGAGGGAGUUUUAGGUACAGUGUAAUAAACAUUUUGUAACAACCUCCCUCCGCCAUUGCGCAAUUCUGAAUAUGCUUACUUUUAUAGUCGAGUAUAAAUAUUAUCAAUUUCUGCUGCAAAUGGAAGGGAGGGACCACCUGUACCCUGUGAAUGAUGCCUGAUACAAUUUGUUAUUAAUUAUAUCGUCUACGAAUAUACUACUACUAAGGUCAUCACAGUUUUGUUUAUAGAAGAUGCUCUCUAGAAGACGGAUGUCUUUGUUUUAAGGCUAAAAAUUAAACCUUAUUCUUGUGAUUAAGGAGGUUUCAAAUACCGGUAUUGCUUAAUGUGAAUUGAAGCCUUAUCUAUACACCAUAAUCAAUUAGCUAUUGGACGCAUCGUCAUUAUUCCUCAUUAAUUAUGUACAGUGUAAACUCUUUACAACGAAUUUCAAGGGUCCGAGCAUUUUUUUUCGUUUUAUAGGUUAAAAAGGCCAAAUUACAAUAAUUUCUUAUUUUAUUACUUUCAAUAGGGAAAUUAUUCUAAACACAUAAUCUGUCAACUUGGCCUGGCGUGUUUUGCUAUGCCAAUAUUUGUUUUGUAUUUUUUAAAUUAAAUUGGACAUGACUUGGAAUGUGGUGGAAUCAUCUUCAUGAAACAAUAAGAAUUUUUCUAGAAAGUGUUAAUGCAAACAAUAACAAUGGCGAGACGGCUGUUUAUUACCUCAGGUGUCUUUCUUAGAAAUAUCGGCAUCUCAACAGUUUAGUUUUGUAAGCUGAUUAUAAAAGCAAUUAUACUCAAGUAUGUUCUUGAUGUCUAAAUAUGAAAAUAUUUCUUCGUAAUUGUCUAUUACGAAGAAAUAUUUUCUUUGGCUAAUCUGGCUGUUGCGUUAUAAAGUGUGAAUCAAUCAACAAAUUUAACUAAUUUUUGCGUUAAAAAGACUUUUUCGUUAUAACGAAUGACGUUAUAAAGAGUUUAGUAUUUAGCUUUGUGAGUAGGAUAAUAAAAAGACCGAGAUGCUUUCAUUUGCGUCAAUUGAUGUCUCGCGAGAAAAUAAUGGAAAGUUGCCGAGUUUGAGUUAUACGCCAUAGUUUUUGAUUAUUCGAGAAAUUGAAUCAAAAAUACCAUGCGAUGUAUAUGAUGCUUUAACCAUGUUUGAACCAAAUUUGUCACAGCUGAGGCUUUUAAUGUAAGUAAUUUGCUGGGUGGUUAAAUUUUGUUAUAAAUAUUCAUUACUAAGACUAUAUGCGCAAAUGUUAAAAUCUAUGUAAUUUGAUAAUGGUGCUGCCUCUCAUAGUACUAAGUUUCUGUAUUUUACGAUAUGAUCUGAAUUGAGAAUUUUUUAGCAAGAAGCUAUUUAGAUAAUACUUAAAAAAAAAAUUGCAGAAUAAAUUUUAAUAUAACAGACAGAUAGCACCAUUUUCAUGAAAGACCUGUACAUAUGUAUCAAGGCUUCAACAUGUAAUCGUUUUACUAAAUGUUUUAAAUCAGCGCCGGUAUUUUGUAACUAAAUAGCGAAUGUGAUCUCCGCUUCAAUGUGCGUAUUCGCGAUCCCAAGGAUGUGAACACAAGCGCUACCAAUAUUAAGAGUAUGUAAAUUGCAUAGACAUUGGAAGUUAUAUAGUACCGGUGCAGCUUGCUAUGCUUUGUACUAAAUAUAAGCGCUUAAAUUGUAUCGAUUAUUUAUUAAUAUAAUCUUAAAGAUUGUUAGAAACGUAAUUGUAACGCAAUUUAAUUGUGUAAGCUAUGCACAAAUUGUUAAAACGAAUACUUAACCUCGAAAAUUAUAGAAAUUUGACAUUAUGGUAUAUAUUUUAUGUAUUUUGUUAUUCCAUUACUGUAUGUUUAACGAUUAACAUAGUACAGUAUAUUUGUUAAACCGAAUUUCAUUAACGUGAAUUGUAUCCCCUAUAGUAAGAAUAUAAUCCCUUAUUUACA
Messenger RNA from Pieris brassicae (large cabbage white), 7298 nucleotides. RefSeq names its product WD repeat-containing protein 47. The transcript has 10 exons. Gene Ontology annotation, molecular function: protein binding. The record is from RefSeq and is a predicted model, not a curated record. Lineage: Eukaryota; Metazoa; Arthropoda; Insecta; Lepidoptera; Pieridae. The coding region runs from base 205 to 2862 and encodes 885 amino acids.